AUGGAGGAAGUUGCUCGAUCUCCUCCAGCUGCUACAUCUAGAGCUGCUUCAUGUGUAUAUGGUACACCAUCGGAAACUGUACCGGCAGAUACGCCUACUCUACAUGGAUCUAGUACAUCCUCGACUACCACAUCUGGAUCAUCUACAUUUGCUACACCUCCGAUUGAUAUAUCUAGAACUGCGUCAUCUAGAUCGUUUGGGUAUGGUACACCAUCGGAAACUAUGCCAGUAGAUACACCGACUCUAUCUGGAUCUAGUACAUCCUCGACUGCCACAUUUGGAUCAUCUACAUUUGCUACAGCUCCGAUUGCUACAUCAAGACCUACUUCAUCUGGAUCGUUUAGAUACGGUACACCAUCGGAAACUGUACCAGUAGAUACACCGACUCUCUUUGAAUCUGACACAUCCUCGACUACUGCAUUUGAUACUGCUUCAUAUGCAUUUGCUACCUCUACACAAUCUUCCGCUGCAAAUCGUGCAGUACUAGCCACUGAGAUGGCUAAUGCAAUUAACAUGGAGAAAGUUACUCGACCUGAAUUAGCUAAACACGAAUCAUCGAUUUUAGAUCUUGUUUUUGUUAUGGAUUGUACUGAAUCAAUGGGAUGGUAUAUUGCUAGUGCUACAGAUAAUAUACGUUCAAUUGUAGAAGAAAUAGUUGUCAGCGAAAAAAGUGACAUUCGUUUGGCACUCAUCGAAUAUCGUGAUCAUCCACCUCAAGAUCAUACGUUUGUUACACGUGUGCAUGAUUUUACUGCUAAAGGUAAUGAGAUGAAAGGUUGGUUACAACAAUGUCAAGCAGAUGGAGGUGGAGAUGGACCAGAAGCUGUGGCUGAUGGGCUUCAUGCUAUUCUUAAACUAUCAUGGCGUGAUGAAUCAACAAAAAUUUGUAUUUUGAUUGCCGAUGCUCCACCUCAUGGACUCGAUCCUAAUGGCGAUGGUUUUCCUAAUGGAUGUCCUUGUUCUCUUGAUCCUGUGCAAACUGUUCGACAAAUGGCAGAAAAACACAUUACCCUUUACUCUGUAGGUGUUGAACCUUCUAUCACACCAUAUCGUGAGUUUUUUAUGUCAUUGGCUUAUACUACCGGUGGUCAGUAUGUUCCAAUGAUCAAUGCCAAACUUUUAGCUAAAGUGAUCAUUGGUGGUGUGCGUGAAGAAAUUUCCUUAGAUCGAUUAAUGCAAGUCGCUGAAGAGGAUAUUAAUCGUGAAAUGGAACGAGCAGAAGCAGAAGGUGUUGAUGAUAAAGAGAAAGUCAAGCGAAUCAACAAUAUUUUUGCAACGAAAAAUCUUUUUUCGACACAAAUGACAAAUAACUUUGGAAUGACGUCAACUUCUGCCAAGGCAUAUUCUUCAACUUGUCAAACUAUGGGUGAAAUGCAGAGUGCAUUUGGAUUUGGUAUGCCAUCGAAAACUGGACCGGCAGCUACAUCUACUCUAUUUGGAUCUAGUACACCCUCAACUACCGCUCCAUUUGGAUCAUUUGCAUCUGCAAACAUACAAUGUCCAUCUGGACGACAAGUUUUAGUUGAUGCAUUAACAAUCGUUGGAUUUGCAAAAACAUUCGUAAAUGGUGUCAAGAUAAAUGGUGUUCCUACCCAAUUAUCAACCGUAUAUGGUGUAUUAUUUCCUGUUGGACAAAUAUCUUGUGGUUUGCCAAAUGGAGAUGGUGGAUAUUGUGAAUUACACAAAUGA
Messenger RNA from Adineta steineri, 1689 nucleotides. NCBI's taxonomy places the organism in Eukaryota, Metazoa, Rotifera, Eurotatoria, Adinetida, Adinetidae. The record is from the annotation of a GenBank genome assembly.